UUGACCGCCUGUUUGAGACAAAGGCGCAUCCUGCGAGCGGCCCAUAUAGAUGUGUUUUUUAUGACCUCAACAGUACGCCCGUGCCGGUGGACAUUGACGACCGUGUUCCUGUGGAUGCAAACAUGGAGCCGAAGUUUACACGGGUUCCAAAGCGGUCGUGGUAUCCGCUCCUGCUGGAGAAGGCCUACGCGAAGUUUGUUGGUGGGUACUCCCGGCUUGACCAGUGCACACCACAUGAAACGCUGCGGGACCUGACAGGCCGCCCGGUGACGCACAUUCCGUUUGAGGAGAGGCUGGCGGAGGCCGCCAACACCGGCGAUUUCAAGUCCGUGAAGUUCUGGGCCGGUGUGGCGAAGGACCUCGAGCGUGGCGACGUCAUUACGUGCAUGUCUAACGUGGAUGCCGGGGACGGCAUUCACCCGGUGUGCAGCUACGCCCUCCUGGCAGUCAUUCCAACGGUUGGGGAGUCAAAUGAUCCGGCCGACAUUGUAGUGAGGCUGCACAACUGCUACUUUGACGCGCCGACCUACACCGGCCCGCUCAACCGCGAGGACCCACGCUGGGAUGAGGCGCUGCGGCACGUGUGUGGCUUCGAUCCGUCCCGUGAGGAGCAUUUGUUCCUGCCUCUUCCGACGUUUUUGAAUAACUUCUCGAGCAUGCAGCGCUGCCACAUUAACUGCGGCGACCGCCUCACCGCCGCGGGCAAGUGGACGAAGAAGACCUCUGGUGGCAAUCCAAUGUUCACGUCCUUCCGAAGCAAUCCGAUUUAUUUGGUGGAGAAUAAAUCGACGCGUCCGGUGCGGAUCCUGGCCGAGUUGCGACACCAAGCGCCAUCCUAUACAGACAGUGACGGUUUGAAUCACUAUCACCAGACAGGUUUGGCUUCGUUACAAUCCGUACAGGCGAAGACACCACCGACCCCGCUCAUCACGAAUAACACGCACCGCUUCAUUGAAAAGGGCAUGAUGCUGGAUGCGAGGGAGGUGUGCUCGGAAAUGGAGCUUCCACCCAACACGACGUGCUACCUUGUGCCGUACACCAUGAAGCGUGGCUGUCAUGGCAAGUUUAACGUUUCUGUCUAUCAUGGUAUGGCUAACGUGACGCUGACCCCGUUGCGUAACGCCGGUCUCACUCAUGAGCCAGUUACCGCCAACUUUGUGCUUAGGACCGGUGCGCAAAGGUCUGCCUCGGUGCAUUUGCAAGUUAGUGAUGCAUGUGAUGUGCACGCUCUGCUGGUGCAGCUUAACUCGGGUGCGGCACCGGGUAGCAUUGGUGAUUGUCGCGCCGAGGAUGCGCUGAGGUUGACGGCAUUUGACAGUUCUGGUAUUAAAGUGGCGUCCUCAGGAGACGCGACGAAUGCCCGUGAACAGGCGUUGGUUUUGCAGCUGCCCAAACCAGGUGUUUGGACCUUUGUGGCGGAGCGGGUGAACCGCAAUGUGGGCGGUGACUGUCUGUGCAUGCUGAAGUUCUUUACCCCGACGAAGAUAUUGGCAAAAAUUGUAUCUGUGCCCUCCUCCAACGCCACACCGAGCAAGGCGGCGAGACCCGGCCUUGCGAUGACGCCGCGCAGUUUGGGUGUUGUAAACGGCGACGACGCCGUCCAUCGAACGUCGCGUGCCUUCUCGGAGUAUUUGCCGGUGGCGCGACUUCCGUCACCGGAAUUGUCUGCUCACGCCAUCGAGGCGGCCGGUCCGCAGAAUUUGGACAUAUGA
This is a messenger RNA of Trypanosoma conorhini, 1712 nucleotides long. RefSeq names its product calpain-like cysteine peptidase. Gene Ontology annotation, cellular component: cytoplasm. The annotation marks the transcript as partial. The transcript has a single exon. The record is from RefSeq and is a predicted model, not a curated record. Gene Ontology annotation, molecular function: calcium-dependent cysteine-type endopeptidase activity. Gene Ontology annotation, biological process: proteolysis. Lineage: Eukaryota; Euglenozoa; Kinetoplastea; Trypanosomatida; Trypanosomatidae.